This is a messenger RNA of Esox lucius (northern pike), 1648 nucleotides long. It is a transcript of the gene mul1, whose product is annotated as mitochondrial E3 ubiquitin protein ligase 1b. The transcript is spliced from 5 exons. Gene Ontology annotation, cellular component: mitochondrion. Gene Ontology annotation, biological process: organelle organization; protein ubiquitination. Gene Ontology annotation, molecular function: ubiquitin-protein transferase activity. The record is from RefSeq and is a predicted model, not a curated record. Lineage: Eukaryota; Metazoa; Chordata; Actinopteri; Esociformes; Esocidae. Bases 69 to 1142 code for a protein of 357 amino acids.
GGUUAAUGUACAAAAUACUUUUAUUUUGAAGUGUAUAGGAACACGGAAAUAUUGUUGUGAAAGAUCAAAUGGUGGAUCGCAGGAUGGAUCCUAGUGGGAAACCAUCCACUGCCCAAGUCCUGUUAUUAGCCACCAGCUCCGCGCUGACUGCUGUCUUCUACUCUGUGUACAGCAGGAGGUCAACAACUGUGGCGAGGCUAAAGGAAGCCAAGAAAGUAUCUAUUGAUCAGGAUCUGAAGAACAUCUUAACAGAAGCACCGGGGAAAUGUGUUCCGUACGCCGUUAUUGAAGGCGUUGUGAGAUCCGUGAAAGAAACACUCAACAGCCAGUUUGUGGACAACUGCAGAGGUGUCAUCGAGAGGUUAACUCUGAAGGAGAAGAAGAUGGUGUGGAAUCGCACCACCCAUCUCUGGAACGAGAGUGAAAAGGUCAUCCACCAACGUACAAACGCAGUGCCCUUUGACCUGGCAUCUCAUGACGAAGCAGUGGCUGCCAGUGUCAGGGUUGUCCGUCCCCUGGACUCCUAUGAGCUGGACCUAGAGACCACCUACGAGAACUUUCACCCGACUGUCCAGACCCUGACCAAUGUCAUCGGCCACUUCAUCAGCGGGGAACGUCCUAAAGGUAUCCACGAGACGGAGGAGAUGCUGCGCCUGGGGGGAUGUGUGACCGGGGUCGGGGAGCUGGUGCUCGACAACGACCUGGUGAAGCUCCAGCCUCCCAAACAGGGCCUGAGGUAUUUCCUCAGCCGGCUGGACUACGACUCCCUGGUGGAGAAGCAAUGCAACAGCGUCCGAGUGUGGAGGAUCCUGACGGUUGUUUUCGGCGUGGUGGCAUCCAGCACGCUCCUCUACAUUCUGUGGAAGCAGUGGGCGUACCACAGACAGAGGAGGAAGGAGAGGAAUGUCCUGGAGGAGUUCAAGGAGCGGCAGAGGAGGAGGAUGAGGGAGCUGAAUGUGGACGAGGCCAGCGUUUCCCCUAGUGCCUGUACGGUGUGUCUGAGCCGGGAGCGCUCCUGUGUGUUCCUGGAGUGUGGGCAUGUCUGUGCCUGUGAUCAGUGCUACCAGGCUCUUCCAGGGCCAAAGAAGUGCCCUAUCUGCAGGGGCACAAUAGACCGAGUAGUACCUCUUUAUAACAGUUAAAAUGCCAUUGCAAAUGGACUAAUGUCAUUGAUAAAAGGACUGUAAAUUUGUUUCUGUAUUCAUUUUUUUUCAUGUGUGUGUCAGGAAAACUGCUGUAUGUCGUUUGAAGUGAUUCUUGUUGCUUUCGGAAAGUCUUUUACUCAAGGAUCAGAAUGUCGAUUUGAGUUACGUCCAUUGAUGAAAAUGUCUAAUAGUUAGUGUCUGUUUUUCCAUACUGUGUUGUGUAGAGUCAACUCAUAAGUUGAAUGCCUUGUAACCUCAGUGUUUCUCCACAACACAGCAAAGAUAUGUUUAAUAAAGAAAGACACGGCAAAACAAAUACUCAAACUAUUUUGAAAGUAUGAGUAUGGUGUACAUCAGUAUGCUAUCCACAUAGUUAUGUAAAUGUCUUUGGCCUCCAGGAGAGUGGGAUGUCUGCCUUGUAUACACUUACUAAACAUGGUUGAAAGAGCAAGAAUGUGUGCAAGAUUUGUUAAUUUAGCCAAUAAAAAAAAGGAACAAGUUUA